Anguilla anguilla (European eel) is the source of this 2059-nucleotide messenger RNA. It is a transcript of the gene snx20, whose product is annotated as sorting nexin 20. The transcript is spliced from 5 exons. Lineage: Eukaryota; Metazoa; Chordata; Actinopteri; Anguilliformes; Anguillidae. Gene Ontology annotation, biological process: protein transport. Gene Ontology annotation, molecular function: phosphatidylinositol phosphate binding. Gene Ontology annotation, cellular component: early endosome membrane. The record is from RefSeq and is a predicted model, not a curated record. Bases 302 to 1273 code for a protein of 323 amino acids.
GUAGUUCGAUGUGUGAAAUCAGUUUUGAGCGUAGGUUUUGUAACAUCAUCCUAAGCCACUGUGUAACACUGCAAGCGAAAUCAUUCUGCGUGGACCGGUUUAAGAUGCUGCGCUUGUAUUUACGCCGAAAAAAUGCAAAAAGAUGUAUUGCGAGGACAUCGAGUCACCAUUGGUGGCCUGGAUAACAGAAGGGGUGCGCAGUGAUCUUCUUGGCAUGUGAAUAAACGGUGAGACACAUUAGAUAAGACCUAGGCUAACAACAGCCUCUUCAGCUGGAAAAUCUGACUGACGGCAUCAGAGAAUGGCCCAGAAUGCACCAGUGGCAGGAAGCCCACUCAGCACUGAAGAGAUGUUUGAGGAUAAUGCUCAACAGGCAGAGCCACAUUCCAGCACCUCGCCAAGAUACCUGAUUCCUGACGUCUCCCGCUCCCACCGACAGGCCCACGAAGACACCACUGGCCUGAGCAUCAGCCCUAGCUCUGCGAUGACCACCAAAGAGCUACAGGACUACUGGCACGGAGUGAAGUCUGAGAGGACAACCUUCAAACUGCUUUUCGAGAUCCCCUCCACUCGCACCGUGGAGCACGGGCUGUCCCGCUACGUGGUGUAUCAGAUCGUCGUGCUCAAGUCGGGCAGCUACGACUCCAAGCGCGUGUCCGUGGAGAGGCGCUACAGCGACUUCGAGCGCCUCCACCUGCAGCUGCUGCAGGACUUCAGCGAGGAGCUGGAGGAGGUGACGCUGCCCAGGAAGAGGGUGACGGGCAACUUUGCGGAGGAGAACAUCGCGGAGCGCCGCGAGGCCUUCAAGGACUACCUGGCCCGGCUGUACGCCGUCCGCGGCGUCCGCCGCUGCGCCCUCUUCCAGGACUUCUUCACCGAGCCGGAGCUGAAGCGGGCCCACGGCUGCCUGUGCGGGGGCCAGUACAGCCGGGCGCUGGAGCUGCUGCUCCCGGCGCUGGACCUGCAGGAGAAGCUGGCGCAGCACUGCCCCGCGCUGACCGUGCCCACGCUGUGCGCCGUGACCGUGUGCCAGCGCGACCUGGACGACGCCGCCGCCGCCUUCGCCACGGGCCAGCGGGCGCUGCCCCUGGUGCGCCGCUACGGCGUGCGCAAGUACCGCUGCCCCCUGCUGGCCCUGCUGGUGGACCUGGGCUUCCAGCUGGGGCUCCCCGUCGCCGCCCUGCAGGAGGAGCUGUGCCGGGUGACCGACGCCCAGAGGGGCCCAGUGUCGCUGUUGUCCCUCAAGGAGCUGGUGGUGCAGGAGUUCACCUAAAAACCAGGCGCAACAAAGCUCGACCCUCUACACUGCCUGGCACAGCAAAACUCUGCGGGUCUUUGUAUAAGUCUGAGCAAAUUCCGCAACGUGGCAUUGCAAUGCCCUUACCCACAGACUCUGAAAUAAAAAUAUACGAGGUUUAAAUGAAAACAUUAAUUACUUUUCCAUCAGGUUUUUCCGACAGUCUUCAUAACCUAAUGACAGCUCCAGAAUUUGGCAUACAGCGACUUUGAACUUUUUUGGUUUUUGAAUGAAAAAAAAAACAACAGCUUCAUAAUCAAACAUGGUAGAAGCAACACAGUGGAAGCUUAUUUUAUGAAGGACUGAAUCUCGCAGUCAAGCAUAACUUCGUUCCACAGCAUGGAUCGAUGCCACAAAGAGAACUUUGAGGUGGGCUUUGACACCUUUGUGCAUUUUACAACACAUUUUACUGCUUUUUUUCCCCAAAUUAUGUUGAGUAUACUGUCUUAUAUGCAAACAAAUAGCAACAGUUACAGCAGAACUACCACUGGUGAGGAGCGGGAUGCAAUGCAGAAAGUCACCACUUGAGGAGGCCAUUGUAUAUAUUUUAUUAAAUGGCUCGGCGUUUAACAAAAAGGAAAACUUCCAAAGUUAAUCUUUUUCAUUUCAGCGAAGAGAUUGUGAAUAAUGACAGAAAGCAAAAGAUUGGAAAUUAGGUAUGUGGUUAUAUACCUUGUGUAGAUCUGCUGUCAACAAGCAUAUUUACUUUUAUUACAAAUAUGCGGGAAUAUUUAUUUGUGGAAUAUAUUUAUUUGAAACCUA